Messenger RNA from Metarhizium album ARSEF 1941, 876 nucleotides. Its product is annotated as Nucleoside phosphorylase domain protein. Gene Ontology annotation, biological process: nucleoside metabolic process. Bases 1 to 876 code for a protein of 291 amino acids. The record is from RefSeq and is a predicted model, not a curated record. Lineage: Eukaryota; Fungi; Ascomycota; Sordariomycetes; Hypocreales; Clavicipitaceae. The transcript is spliced from 3 exons. Gene Ontology annotation, molecular function: catalytic activity.
AUGGCUACGCAGCCGCCGCCAGGAACACGCCGAUUCGAGAUUUGCAUCAUCCAUGCGCUGCCUCUGGAAGCCCGCAUGGGCAAGGUACACGCUGCCGGCACGGCAUGCGGGCUAGCCUCUACCUUUGAACAUCUCAAGCUGGCCCUGCUUAUGGGGAUAUGCGGCGCGUCCCUCAGAGACACUAAUGGCGAGGACAUCUCCCUGGGCGACGUCGUCAUUGGCAAACACGUGGUUCAGUACGAUCUCAGGCGUCGCUACUCUCACGCAUUCGGGAUGAAGGACAGUCCAAGCGAGGUCUUGGGGAGGCAGAACUCGGAGAUCCGGGCGUCUGUGAGCAAGAUAGAGUCGCAGAAGGAGGCUAUCCGGGACUCGACGCACCGAUAUCUCGCCGAGUUGCUGGGCAAACUGGACGGACGCUCCGGUCAGCUUCUUGAGCACUCGAUGCCCGAGGACACGAGAAGGACCGAGGCCCCGGCUCAGACAAUCGGCAGGCCGGCGAUUCACUUUGGAACAGUUGCCUCUGGCGACAGCGUCGUCAAAUGCAGCCAAGUGCGCGACGCCAUCGCCGAGCAGUCACAGGCCAUCGCCUUUGAGGUGGAGGGCGCGGGCGUGUGGGUCUACGUUCCCUGCAUCGUGGUCAGGGACGUCAGCGACUACGCCGACUGCCGCAAGGACAAGCAGUUCCAGGGCUAUUCUGCGGCGUGUGCGUCUGCGUAUGCGAGAGCCAUUGUCGAACAAUGGGUGGUGACGGAGACGCGGGAAAGCCGGACAGCUUCUACAACGAGCGAGAGGCCGGUUUCUUUCUUCAACACUGCAAGCCGAACAGUCAACCAGGGCAUUACUCAAACGUUCUCCGGCCAAAUCAACAAUUUCUAG